AUAAAGGCUACAACUUUAUCUUUAACCAAUCCACAAUCACCAACUCGCUCUCCUCCAAUUUCUCUUCAUUCCUCCUCUUCUACAUCAAAUCUACCUCCUUCCCUUUUUUCCCUUCUACAAACAUCAACCCAAUUUCUUCCAUCAUUUCCUCACUUUUAUCUCCAUUUUUUGUGUUAAGAUUAGGAUAGACAAAGCAAGUCGGGGGAGGAAGAGGAUAAAAAACAAGAAAAUGGAGAGACUAAUUUGCUCAUCAACACCCCCAUCAUCUAAAUUAAUGCACCAUAAAUCCUAUUUCCCACAAAUCAGCCGUGUUGAAUCCCGGAAAAAUGGGGUUUUUCUUCCUCCAUUAACCGAGUCUUUUCGAUUCAAAUUUUCCCCCUUGAAACGCAGCCAAUUACAGUUGCGGGUUUCUUGUCUUUCCAACCCAGUUCUUGACCCGUCGAUCAAUUUUGACCCACUUAAUCCAAAUGGGUCUCCACUAGAUUCUUCAAAUAAUAAUUUUAAUUUACAAAAGGCAGUUGCUGCUGCAAAAAUUGUUUUACUUUGUGCUCUUACGAUGGUUAUAAUAAACCCAGUUCGCAAAUUACCAGCACUAGCAAGCUUGCAAACUGCGACUGCAACUGGAGGUGCCGUUGGGAGAGGCCUCCUUCGCACUGAAAUAUUGAGUAGUGCAUGGACCGGUUUCUUUGCUGGUUGCUUGCACACAUUAUCCGGUCCUGACCACUUGGCUGCUUUAGCUCCUUUAUCAAUUGGCCGUUCUAAAAUGGAAAGUGCGGUUGUUGGAGCCCUAUGGGGGUGUGGCCAUGAUGCCGGGCAAUUGAUUUUUGGCUUACUCUUUCUUCUCCUCAAAGAUCGCCUCCAUAUUGAAAUAAUCCGAACUUGGGGCACUCGAGUGGUAGGGUUAACUCUCCUUGUUAUUGGUGCUAUGGGUAUUAAGGAAGCUUCGGAAGUCCCUACCCCUUGUGUUACGUUAGAAAAUGGGGAGUGCGAUGUUAGUGUCUAUGAAUCAGUUGAAACCCCUCUUAUCGGCAAGAAAAAGAAGAUUGGAUUUGCAACCUUUGCCACGGGGAUAGUACAUGGGCUUCAACCAGAUGCCCUAAUGAUGGUUCUUCCUGCCCUGGCUCUGCCCUCAAGAUUGGCUGGUGCGGCAUUUUUAUGUAUGUUCUUGGUUGGGACUGUUGUGGCAAUGGGAGGCUAUACCGUAUUCAUUGGGUCUUGUAGCGAGGCAUUGAAAGAUAGAGUUCCUAGAAUAACCGAGAAGCUCACUUGGGCUGCUUCUUUGGUAGCUAUCGGCCUUGGAUUAGCUAUCAUCGUUAGUCAAUUUUUUGGGUUUAGUUUGUAUUAAUUAGUUUAUCAUAUUUUCAUGAAGAUUUUGGAUGGUAGAUUAUUUUUCUACAUUGAGUAUUAGAAAGGAUUUCGGAAUGAGCAAAUUGGUUUCCUGA
Molecule: messenger RNA, 1442 nt
Organism: Amaranthus tricolor (Joseph's coat)
Lineage: Eukaryota; Viridiplantae; Streptophyta; Magnoliopsida; Caryophyllales; Amaranthaceae
Product: chloroplast protein FOR GROWTH AND FERTILITY 2-like
Exons: 2
Coding region: 230-1345 (371 amino acids)
Source: RefSeq, a predicted model, not a curated record